AUGGGCGAUCUGCAGACUUUGCGGAAGAAGCAGGAGAUCCUGCUGAACAAGCUGGAGGUGCUGAAUCAGUUCGUCGAGCACUACAAGGCGGAAGAACACGAGUGCCAGCUGGAAGUUCGACUCGGAAUGCUGAACGACGUGUAUCAGGAGUUCACGGAUCUACGGACGAAGCUGGAGUUGCUGCUGGAAGAAAAGGAUGCGGCCAAGUUUGCGGAUGCGGAGCCGAAGGUUAAGCAGGAGGUCGUGUCACAUCGUGAAGAGGCCAAUCUACAGGUGGUGCAGGAGUUCGACAACAAAUUCUGCAAGGUUAAGGCGAUGCUGAUUGCGAAGCGGCCGGUCAAGGACGUCGCGCAGACAGUUCCAAGUGUUGGUGAUGCGGAUACCUCGUUUCCGUUGCGCGUCAAGCUGCCUGACAUUCAUCUGCCGAACUUCAGCGGAAAUCUGCGCGAGUGGGUGACCUUCCGUGACACCUUCAAGAGUCUCAUCCACCGGAACUCGAAGCUGACAUCGAUGGACAAGUUCACCUACCUCCAAUCGUCUCUUUCUGGUCCUGCGUUGCUGGAGAUCAGUGGCAUCGACCUGUCGGAAGAAAACUACUCCGUCGCGUGGAACGCGCUGGAGGAGGAGUACGGAAACAAGAAGCUGAUCGUGAAGGCCCACCUCGAUGUCAUUCUGGAUCUGGAACCGCUGACCAAGGAGUCGUACGACGGUCUCAGCCACCUGCUCGGUGAGUUUGAGAAAAAUCUGCAGAUGUUGGACAAGAUGGGCGAAAAGACUGCCGACUGGAGUACGGUUAUGGCGCACGUCCUGUGCUCAAAGCUGGACUCGGCCACGCUUAGGAAUUGGGAGACCCACCACAACAGCAAGGAAGUCCCAACCUACAAGGCUCUACUGGAGUACCUGCGCGGCCACUGUUCGGUUCUUCAGUCGAUCAAACGAGCGAAAGCGAAACCGUCGGAACAGCGCCCUCCGAAAGCAGCAGUCUGUCACACUGCUGUGCGGAGCAGCAACCAGUGUCACUUUUGCAGCGGCCCGUGGCACACCCCGUUCCGGUGCUUCAAGUUCCAGAAGAUGACGAUCUCGGAGCGCAACGACGCUGUUUCGAGGAACAAGCUGUGCAGAAACUGCCUGAAGCCUGGACAUUACCCGCGGACGUGCGAAGGAGGAACUUGCCACCACUGUCACCAGAAACACCACUCGAUGCUGCACAACGAUCAGAUGAGAUCCUCCGUUCCACAACAGCAGUCGAGACCGACCGCGACGACCUCAGUACAGCGACAACAACCCAGACCACAGAACACGAAUCAGACAACACACACUCCAGCCAACAAUGCACCUGCUAAUCCGACUAACCUACAGACUACAGACUCUCAAGCCACACUGCCACAAACCGGUCCAGUGGACGUCAUUAUCGGUGCCGAGUUUUACAUGGACUUGCUGACGGACGAACGUGUGAAACCAGCUGCAGACGGUCCCACGCUGCACAACACGGUGUUCGGUUGGAUCAUUUCCGGCCGGCUUUCUGGCAGCGUUCCAGAAUCGACGUCUCUCGUAUCCGUCGCGGCAAUCAACGAGCUGCUGACCAGAUUUUGGGAACUGGAAACGUGCCGCACCAAAAGCACGCACUCGAUUGAAGAAUCCACGUGCGAGCAGCUGUUCGAGGAGACGACGGUUCGUGAUGAAACUGGCAGAUUUGUUGUGACGCUGCCCAAAAAGAAGUACGCUGUCCAGCGUCUCGGUGAGUCCAGAUCAACAGCCAUCAAACGCUUCCUGGGACUGGAGAAGCGGCUGUCAGCGAAUCCGGACCUGAAACAACAGUACAGUGAUUUUAUUCACGAGUACGAAGCCAUGGGACACAUGAAACGGGUUGCCGGCGACACGGCCGGGGGAGAGUUAGCGUAUUACCUGCCACACCACUGCGUCUUGAGGCCGGACAGCACCACUACGAAGCUCCGCGUGGUGUUUGAUGCUUCGUGUCGCACGUCUACCGGAGUUGCUCUGAACGAUGCGCUCAUGGUGGGACCAGUUGUGCAGGACGAUUUACUAGACAUUGCGCUACGCUUUCGACUCCACGCUGUUGCCAUCGUUGCUGACAUCGCCAAGAUGUACCGUAUGAUUCGCGUCCAGCCUGACGACCAGAGACUGCAGAGGAUUGUUUGGAGAGACAAUGUGGACGAACCCAUCCGAAUCUACGAGCUGACCACUGUCACGUACGGAACGGCGUCUGCGCCAUAUUUAGUGACCAAGUGUUUGCAAAAACUCGGUGAGAUUGGAGAAAAGACGCACCCAUCCGCUGCCAAGGUCCUCAAACGUGACUUCUACGUUGACGACAUGUUGGCAGGUGCGCACACGGUCGCUGAAGGAAAAGAGCUAGUCGCCGAAAUGGUCGAUCUGAUGGAAUCUGGCGGAUUCUCGUUGCGAAAAUGGCACUCAAACUCCAGAGACAUCCUGCUUGACGUCCCGGAACAUCUUCGCGACGAACGGACUCUGCUAGAACUGGACACGUCUGACGCAACCGUCAAGACGCUCGGGCUCGUCUGGGAGCCCAGUACGGACUGUUUCCGUUUCAGAUCGCCAAAGUGGAACGACGUUGCCGUGAUCACGAAGCGUGUCGUGGCCUCAGACAUGGCCAUGAUCUUCGACCCGUACGGGUUGAUCGGUCCUGUCGUCGUCCAAGCGAAAAUCUUCGUGCAGAAGCUGUGGCGCAUGGAACUGGACUGGGACGCCGCUCUGCCAGAAGAUCUGCAGGAGUACUGGCGAGAAUAUCGCAGAAAUCUAGCCGGUCUGGACAGCCUGUCGAUACCCCGCUGGAUUGGCACAGGUGCAGAUGACAAGAAUGUGCAGCUUCACGGGUUCUGCGACGCUUCAGUCAACGCUUACGGUGCGUGCAUCUACAUCCGAACCGUUUCGGCCAACGGCGACGUCACCGUCCGCUUACUGGCCUCCAAAUCCCGCAUCGCACCGCUCGAGAACCUGAAGAAGAAGAAGCGUAAGCAGUCGAUUCCCCGCCUGGAGCUGGCGUCCGCUCUGCUGCUGGCGCAUCUGUACGAGAAGGUGGCCAACGCCAUCAACUUCCGAGGCAAAGCGUUCUUCUGGACGGAUUCCAUGAUCGUACGCUGCUGGCUUGCGGCACUGCCGUCCAGAUGGAACCAGUUUGUGGCCAACCGUGUAUCCGAGAUUCAACAUCUGACGGAGAGCGGAUCUUGGGACCAUGUGCCCGGAAUAGAGAACCCAGCUGACAUCAUUUCCCGCGGCAUGACACCGAUGCAGCUGCAGUACUCAAAGCUUUGGUUCAACGGACCCGAUUGGCUGAGUCUCGACCACCAGCACUGGCCGCACGCUCAAGUGCCGAACGCAGCAGACUUCGACCACGAAGAACUGGAGGAACACAACGCUGUCGCUGCAGUUGCACAUGACGCCGAGCCCUGCAGACUGUUUACAGCGAAUUCAUCGUACACUGUGACAAUACGGACGACCGCUGUAAUCUGUCGCUUCUGUUUCAACAGCCGUGCGGCGAACAAACACUGUCGCAGAGUUGGUCCGUUGACGGCUGAAGAGCUCGAGGUCGCUUUGAAGAAGCUGGUGCGACUCGCUCAACGAGAAUGCUUUCCGGAAGAGUACGAUGCUUUGUCCAGAGAUCGCGCGAUUCCAAACAACUCCCGCAUCGCUGCGCUGAACCCAAGAAUCAUCUAUGGAAUCCUGUGCGUCGGCGGCCGGUUGCAGCACGCCGCAGUCUCGGACAACCGGAAGCAUCCGUACAUUCUCGACCAUCGUCAUCCGUUCACGAAGCUUAUCGUCACACACUAUCACGAGACCAUGUUUCACGCUGGACAACAACUGUUGAUCUCUGCUGUGCGUGAGCGAUUCUGGCCGAUCAACAUCCGCAACCUCGUUCGCGAGGUGAUCCACAAGUGUGUCGAUUGCUUCCGUGUCAAGCCGAAGGUUCUGGACCAGCUCAUGGCGGAUUUGCCGCCCGAACGAGUCACUCCAUGCACACCGUUCGCACGAGUCGGAGUUGACUACUGCGGACCUUUCCAGGUCGCGUACCCGCAGCGCCGAGCUCGCCCAGUGAAGUGCUUCGUUGCCAUCUUCGUCUGCCUGGUCACCAAGGCCGUUCACCUAGAACUAGCAGCAGACCUAACGACGCAGGCAUUUCUGGCGGCCCUCAAACGGUUCACUGCCCGGCGUGGCAAACCGAAGCUGGUCAUGUGCGACAAUGCCAAGAACUUCGUCGGUGCAAGACGUGAGCUGAGCGAACUCGCCAAGCUGUUCCUAAGUCAGCAGUUCGAAGAGGAGAUCAUCCGCGAAACAGCGAACGACAGCAUCGAAUUUAAGUUCAUUCCCGCUCGCUCGCCGAACUUCGGCGGCCUCUGGGAGUCCGCGGUGAAGAGCUUCAAGUUGCUGUUCAAACGUACGAUCGGGCUGCACACCCUGCUGUACGACGAGUUCCAGACUGUGCUGGUUCAGAUCGAAGCGAUCCUCAACUCGCGACCGCUCACGCCGCUCAGCAACGACCCCGCAGACUUCGAAGCACUGUCGGCCUGGCAAACCGUCCAGCGGUACACGCAGCAGCUCUGGAAAAAGUGGUCCAACCUCUACCUGUCGGACCUGCACAACAGCACGAAGUGGACAAAGCAAAAAGACAACGUUGCUGUCGGAACCAUGGUCCUGCUGAAGGACGAGAACCUCCCGCCGUUGAAGUGGCAGCUCGGACGCGUUUCCGAUAUCCACCCGGGAGCUGACGGCAAUAUCCGUGUCGUCACGGUGAGCACAAAGGACGGCAGCUAUCAGCGUGCGAUCUCUAAGAUCUGCAUUCUGCCGAUCCGUGACAACCUUUCUACCGCGCAAGGGGAGAACUAG
Molecule: messenger RNA, 4860 nt
Organism: Culex pipiens pallens (northern house mosquito)
Lineage: Eukaryota; Metazoa; Arthropoda; Insecta; Diptera; Culicidae
Exons: 2
Coding region: 1-4860 (1619 amino acids)
Biological process (GO): DNA integration
Molecular function (GO): nucleic acid binding
Source: RefSeq, a predicted model, not a curated record